AUGCCCGCAGACACUAUCAACAUCUCAUCCCUGGCCGUCCACCUCCCAAACGGCCUCGGUCCCUCCGCCUUUCACCUCACCCCACCUCCGCCAUGCCCUGUCUCCAUCUCACUCACCAUCCAUCUCUUCGCCGGCAGCGUCAAGGCCACUUCUGAGGGCGACGACAUGGCCGGACUCGGAGUUAACUACUCUGCAGUCUCCAAGGCUGUCUAUGCGCUUGCUGGAGGUCAGGAGAAAGUCUGGGGUGAUGCAUGGGAGCUGAUGAGGGGUGUUUCGGAGAUACCUCUAGACUUGCCGGAUGUGCAGAGUGUGGAUGUCCGGAUAGGCCUUCCCAAAGCACUUCUUCAUGCUAUGGAGGCCGUGUACACUGCUACGUACACCAAGACUGGUGGUUUGGUGGAAGAAAGCAGGUCGUCGGAAAUUAGAGACUUGAAGGUGGCCUGCAUUGUCGGUUUGCACCCCCAUGAGAGGAAAGAGAAGCAGCGCCUGGAGGUGGAUGUCAGGGCAUAUGAUUGUGACUGGAAUGCUUGGGGACACAAAGGCUUUGCCGAUCAAGUAUACGAAUUUGUGUUAAAUUCAGAGUACGGCACUAUCGAGACUUUGGACCAUGAAUUGGGACAUUCUCUGCUGAGCAGCAAAUACCUCGGCUCAGGCAACACUCCCCGUCUUCAAAUAACCAUCCGUAAACCCUCUGCCAUCCCCUUUGCCACGCCCGGCAUCACCAUUCACCGUACCCACUCCGACUACUCCCCAACCCCUUCCACAUCCCAAGAGUGCACCGGAAGUGAAAGAGUGUUCAUAGCUGUGGGCGGCAAUAUCGGCGAUACUGUGAGCAAUAUCAGGACAGCUGUCGGAUUGUUGCAGUCAGGCGGUUGCAACUUGAUUGCGACGAGUAGACUCUAUGAGAGUGAGCCUAUGUAUGUUGAGGAUCAGGACAGGUUCGUCAAUGGUGUCAUCGAGGUUACCACCUCUCUCGAACCUCUGAACCUCCUCCGCCUCCUGAAGCGUACUGAGCGAGCCACCGGCCGAACCAAAACGUUCACCAACGGUCCCCGGGUCGUCGACCUCGACCUCGUAUUCUAUGGGCAGCGCGUGCUCAAGAUUGGAAGUGAGACCGACACGGAAGAUGCCGAUGGUGUCAGAUGGCUCGAGUGCCCGCAUGCGAGGUUGGGUGAACGAGAAUUCGUACUGCGGCCUUUAGCAGAUAUCGACGCUUCUUUCACCCAUCCUGCUGUGGGCAAAUCCAUCUCUCAGCUAUUGGACUCACUCCCCGACCCUUCCUCACUCGGCCCCAUGAUCCCCCUCCGAACACAUUCGCGGCCUCUCCGCCUCUCCUCUCCCGCGACUCCCAGGAUCAUGGCCAUCUUCAACGCCACCCCCGAUUCAUUCUCUGACGGCGACCCAUCUCGGACCUCUACCAAGCACGCCUUGGAAGAAUGUCUCAAACUUGUAGAACAAGGGGGAGCAGAUAUCCUUGAUAUUGGGGGUAUGUCGACGCGACCGGGGUCGGAACCUUGUACAGAGGAGGAAGAGGUAGAAAGGGUGGUACCCCUCAUCGCUGCUAUCCGACAACACAGCAAUACCAAGCUUGCCCGCAUCCCUAUAUCUGUCGACACCUACCGCGCUUCCGUGGCCCAGCAAGCGGUAGCAGCUGGUGCGUCAAUCAUCAACGACGUCCGUGGCGGGCGUGAACCUGGCAUGUUGGCAGUCAUGUCAGCCGCAGAUGUACCCGUGGUGCUCAUGCACUCGCGAGGCGACUCCAAAACGAUGACGUCUGCAGAGUCGCAAGACUAUACAGCUCUUGGGGGUGUGGUGGAAGGUGUCAAGAAGGAGAUGGCAGAGACGGUAGAGCUCGCUUUGAAAGCUGGGGUCAAGCGCUGGAACAUUAUCCUAGAUCCUGGACUUGGUUUCGCCAAGUCUGGUUCUCAAUCCCUCGCGCUGCUUCGUCGCCUCCCCGAGCUCGUCUCGUCAUCUUCGCCCCUGCACAACUACCCACUGCUAGUCGGCGCGAGCAGAAAGGGCUUUGUAGGCCAGGUGACUGGGAGAACGGUGGCAAAGGAGCGAAGCUAUGGAGAUGCCGGGGUCAGCGCGUGGUGUGUUGGGAGUGGAGUGGUGGAUAUCUUGAGGGUCCAUGCGAGUGGGGAGAUGGGGGACGUCGUCAAGAUGGUACAAGCUAUUAGAGAUGCCGAGUAG
This is a messenger RNA of Cryptococcus amylolentus CBS 6039, 2193 nucleotides long. RefSeq names its product dihydropteroate synthase. The record is from RefSeq and is a predicted model, not a curated record. Lineage: Eukaryota; Fungi; Basidiomycota; Tremellomycetes; Tremellales; Cryptococcaceae. Gene Ontology annotation, biological process: tetrahydrofolate biosynthetic process. Gene Ontology annotation, cellular component: mitochondrial envelope. The coding region runs from base 1 to 2193 and encodes 730 amino acids. The transcript has 4 exons. Gene Ontology annotation, molecular function: dihydroneopterin aldolase activity; dihydropteroate synthase activity; 2-amino-4-hydroxy-6-hydroxymethyldihydropteridine diphosphokinase activity.